Amphibalanus amphitrite is the source of this 1078-nucleotide messenger RNA. RefSeq names its product serine/arginine repetitive matrix protein 2-like. Lineage: Eukaryota; Metazoa; Arthropoda; Thecostraca; Balanomorpha; Balanidae. The transcript is spliced from 3 exons. The record is from RefSeq and is a predicted model, not a curated record. The coding region runs from base 35 to 1078 and encodes 347 amino acids.
CUGCGGGGGGCGGACACCAGUCACCAGCGUCACCAUGGGGUGCGGACUGCGCUGGCCGCCGCUGGUGCUGCUGUCGGCGCUGGGGCUGCUGCUGUGGGCCGCCAGCACAGAGGCGCUCACACAAGGAUUACGCCGGUCGGGUCCGCCGCCGCCCUGCUCCGACCACUGCCUGCCCGGCCAGGACUGCCGCGUCGGACGGCGCAGCGGCCGCGUCUUCUGCCUCGGGGGACUGACGAGACUCAACGACGACGACGACGACGACGAGGUCACAGCCGGUGGCCGUCGCUGCCGGUGCCGCACGAAGAAGGGAAGACGCUGCCGGAGGCGCCGCUCCAGCUCCCGCUCCAAGUCCAGGUCACGCUCCAGGUCGCGGUCGCGCUCGAGGUCGCCGUGUGUCUGUCUGUGUGACCGGGUGGCAGUGCGCGGCAGGCGCCCGGUGACGCCCCAGGUCGUGUACUCGGCGCGGCUGGCGAGGUCGCCCACCUUCCCCGGGGCGGCGGCACACCGGUUCGGAGGGCCUCAGUCGUUCGGGCCGCUCCGGCCGCCCAUCUACCGGGAGCAGUUUCAGCGGCGACAGCAGCCCGCGUCCUACCACCACCAGCAGCAGUACCACCACCAGCAGUACCACCAGCCUCAACAGCCGUACCAUCAGCAGCAGCCGUACCAGCCUCAGCUGCCCCGACUGCGCCUGCAGCCGCUCCGUCCGGCAGCAGACAGCGGCUGCAGCCGCUCCGCCCGGCAGCCGACUGCAGCCGCUCCAUCCGGCAGCAGACUGCAGCGCCUGCAGCCGCUCCGCCCGGCAGCCGACUGCAGCGCCUGCAGCCGCUGUAACCAGCAGCCGGCUGCAGCCGCUCCGUCCGGCAGCCGACUGCAGCCGCUCCGCCCGGCAGCCGACUGCGCCAGCAGCCGCUGUAACCAGCAGCCGGCUGCAGCCGCUCCGUCCGGCAGCCGCCUGCAGCCGCUCCGCCCGGCAGCCGACUGCGGCUGCAGCUGUCAGAGAGCGCCACAGCCUCGCGUGCUCCCCCUCACCCCGCCCGCCGAGCCCCGACUCUCUGCCUCCGUGCGGGUCGGCCGCUGA